CUGACCACCAAGCCAUGUGGCGCUGCGGCGGGAGACAGAGUCUUGGGGUGCUACGGCGGCUGAACGGAGGCAGUGCACAACCCAGAAUAUGGAGGGAGAAGAGCAUCAACGCUUGUGAGAAAGCGCUGCAAUAUAAAGUGGGGGAAAAGAUCCACGGGUUCACCGUAAACCAGGUCACCUCCGUUCCCGAGCUCUUCCUCACUGCCGUGAAGCUCAGCCAUGACACCACGGGAGCCAGAUACCUGCACCUGGCACGGGAAGACACCAACAACCUGUUCAGUGUACAGUUUCGAACAACGCCCAUGGACAGCACCGGUGUCCCGCACAUUCUAGAGCACACGGUCCUGUGUGGGUCUGAGAGGUAUCCAUGUCGAGACCCGUUCUUCAAAAUGCUGAAUAGGUCAUUAUCCACAUUCAUGAACGCCUUUACAGCGAGUGACUAUACCAUGUACCCAUUCUCCACCCAAAACCCCAAGGAUUUUCAGAACCUCCUCUCCGUGUAUUUGGAUGCCACCUUUUUUCCAUGCUUGCGGGAACUGGAUUUCUGGCAAGAAGGAUGGCGACUAGAACACGAGAAUCCGAGUGACCCCCAGACACCCCUGACCUUCAAAGGUGUCGUCUUUAAUGAGAUGAAGGGAGCAUUUACAGAUAAUGAGAGGAUAUUCUCGCAGCACCUUCAGAACAAACUCCUCCCUGACCAUACAUACUCCGUGAUCUCCGGGGGCGAUCCCCUGUGCAUCCCAGAGCUCUCUUGGGAACAACUGAAACAGUUCCAUGCUACUCACUAUCACCCAAGUAACGCCAGGUUCUUCACUUAUGGCAGCUUCCCAUUAGAACAGCAUCUGAAACAAAUUCACGAAGAGGCACUGAGUAGAUUUCAGAAAAUUGAGCCAAGCACCACAGUGCCAGCCCAGAAGCGCUGGGAUAAGCCGAGGGAGUUCCACGUCACAUGUGGCCCCGAUUCCCUUGCCACCAAUGCCGCUAAGCAAACAACAGUCAGCGUCAGCUUCCUCCUACCCGAGAUCACAGAUACCUCUGAAGCCUUCGCGUUGAGUUUCCUGUCUUCCCUCUUGAUUUCUGGGCCCAAUUCCCCCUUCUACAAAGCUUUAAUUGAGUCUGGAUUGGGCACAGACUUUUCCCCCGAUGUUGGUUAUAAUGGCUACACAAAGGAUGCCUACUUCAGCAUCGGCCUCCAAGGAAUUGAGGAGAAAGACAUUCCGACAGUCAGAGACCUUGUGGACAAAACCAUUGAUGAAGUAGUGGAGAAAGGAUUUGAAGAUGACUGCAUUGAAGCUUUGCUUCAUAAAUUGGAAAUACAAAUGAAGCACCAGUCUACCCGCUUCGGUCUCGACCUGACAUCAUACAUAGCGGCAUGCUGGAACCAUGACGGAGAUCCCGUGGAGCUCCUGCAGAUGGGCAAUCAGCUGUCUAAGUUCAGACAGUGUCUCAAGGAAAAUCCCAGAUAUUUGCAAGAAAAAAUGAAGCAGUAUUUUCAGAAUAAUCGGCAUAAACUGACUUUGUCAAUGAAGCCAGAUAAGAAGUAUUAUGAGAAACAGACACAAAUGGAAACAGAAAAACUCCAGCAGAAGGUCAAAUCUCUCUCCCAGGAAGACAAACAAAAGAUCUAUGAGAAAGGUUUAGAGUUGCUCAAUCAGCAGAGUAACCCUACAGACACCUCCUGCCUCCCGGCCUUGAAAGUCUCUGACAUCGAGCCCACCAUGCCGUUCACGGAGCUGGAGGUGGCCACCGCAGCUGGAGAGGUCCCCGUGCAGUACUGCGCCCAGCCCACCAACGGCAUAGUGUACUUCCGGGCUUUCUCCAGCCUGAACACACUUCCCGAGGAGCUGCGGCCGUACGUGCCUCUCUUCUGCAGCGUGCUCACCAAGCUGGGCUGUGGCAUUCUUGACUACAGAAAGCAAGCUCAGCAAAUAGAACUGAAGACCGGAGGCAUGACCGUGUCUCCCCAGGUGCUCUGUGACGACUCACACCUGGACGCCUAUGAGCAGGGUGUUCUCUUUUCAUCUCUCUGCCUGGAUCGAAACCUACCGGACAUGAUGCAUCUAUGGAAUGAAAUAUUUAACAACCCUAACUUCGAAGAAGAAGAACACUUCAAAGUGUUAGUUAAGAUGGCGGCGCAGGAACUCUCCAAUGGAAUCCCGGACUCGGGCCAUCAGUAUGCAUCCGUCCGAGCCAGCAGGACACUCACGCCUGCCGGAGACUUAGAGGAGACCUUCAGCGGGAUGGAUCAGGUGAAGCUGAUGAAGAGAAUCGCAGAGACGUCAGAUAUCAAGCCAGUCCUGAGAAAGCUGCCACGGAUCAAGAAGCAUCUGCUGACUUGUGAUCAUAUGAGAUGCUCCGUGAAUGCCGCCCCUCAGCAGAUGGCUCAGGCAGCAAAGGAGCUGGAAAACUUCCUCCAAAACGUGGGGCGAAGUAAGAAGGAACGGAGGCCUGUGCGCCCCCACGUGGUCGAGAAGCCUGUGCCCGGUGGCUCUGUUGGAAGUUCUCGAGAAAACAGCUCCCCCAUGAUAAGGAAGCUGAUCACGGACCCCACGUUCAAGCCAUGCCAGAUGAAGACCCACUUCCAGCUACCCUUCCCCGUGAAUUACGUCGCUGAAUGUGUCAGGACCGUCCCCUAUACAGACCCAGAUCACGCCAGUCUUAAGAUCCUUGCGAGGUUGAUGACUUCAAAGUUCUUGCACACAGAAAUUCGAGAAAAAGGGGGCGCUUACGGUGGAGGUGCCAAACUCAGCUACAAUGGGAUUUUUACUCUCUACUCCUACAGGGAUCCAAACUCAAUAGAAACACUCCAGUCUUUUGGGAAGGCUGUGGACUGGGCUAAGUCUGGAAAGUUCACACAGCAGGACAUUGAUGAAGCCAAACUGUCUGUGUUCUCCGUGGUGGAUGGGCCUGUUGCUCCUUCUAACAAAGGAAUGAAUCACUUCUUGUUUGGUCUCUCUGAUGAGAUGAAGCAGGCACACAGGGAACAGCUCUUCGCCGUGAGCCACAACCAACUCACAGCCGUGAGCCAGAAGUACCUUGGCGUUGGGAAGAGCACACAUGGGCUGGCCAUUCUUGGACCAGAGAACGCGAAAAUUUCCAAGGAUCCAUCGUGGCUAAUAAGAUAGCGGCCACAAGUAUUUGUGACCCAUCAUGGUUAAUAAGAUAGCAGACCACUCAGGCUGGACUCAAACUCAGGACAUAACACGGUGGUGGGGAAGGGGUGGCUCUUCAGAAUGAAGCCUCUGAGCUUGACAGGUCUCCAUUUCAAAGGACAAAAACAUAACUGCAGCACGAUGUCAUUCUUAAAAUGUGGCCAAAGAUAUCUGUGGACUGGCAAGUUAGACAAGAACUUUUAACGAAGGCAAUAUCAUGACGCUGAAGAAAUUAACUGACAUGAUCACGUCUUAAAUGCCAAAUAUGAAUAAAUUAGCAAUUUAAAACUUUAUAAUCUUAGAACAUUUAUUUUAAAAAUAAAAGACAACUGCUGUA
Molecule: messenger RNA, 3489 nt
Organism: Dipodomys spectabilis (banner-tailed kangaroo rat)
Lineage: Eukaryota; Metazoa; Chordata; Mammalia; Rodentia; Heteromyidae
Gene: Pitrm1
Product: pitrilysin metallopeptidase 1
Exons: 27
Coding region: 15-3125 (1036 amino acids)
Biological process (GO): protein processing
Cellular component (GO): mitochondrial matrix
Molecular function (GO): metal ion binding
Source: RefSeq, a predicted model, not a curated record